CACGCGGGGCAAGAGAGAGACCCGGAGACGCUUCCCUUCCCCGCGCGCACUCGCUCUCUGGCUGGCUGCUGGUGCGUGCAAGGAGCUGGAGGGGCCCGGCUCGCUGGAGGAGAAAUCAUAAAUCCAACUUAUCCUAGUGAAAAUGGCUUUAGGCAACCUUACAUCAAAGGCUGUAUCACUUUACGAUGAAUGGAUUAAAGAUGCUGUCUGCCUUUCUCACUGAGACUCAAGGCGGAUUACACAGUAUGAGGUUAAUACAAUCAGUAUCAAAUCCACGAGUUGAAGGCUACCCACUCAUGGCUUCACCUUUUCCACAGACCAUGAUUAUUGCAGCCUAUAUAUAUUUUGUCACUUAUUUGGGACCAAAGUUCAUGGAGAACAAGAAACCUUUUGACCUGAGGCAGCUUAUGGUUCUCUACAACUUUGGUGUAGUGGCUCUUUCAAUUUAUAUGACUUAUGAAUUUCUCAUGUCUGGAUGGGCCACAGGCUAUUCAUAUCGUUGUGACAUUGUUGAUUACUCUAGGUCACCUAUGGCUUUAAGGAUGGUUCGUGUCUGCUGGCUAUAUUACUUCUCUAAGUUUAUCGAAUUGCUAGACACAGUAUUCUUUGUCCUACGAAAGAAAAAUGGCCAAGUUACAUUCCUGCAUGUCUUCCAUCACUCAAUCAUGCCUUGGACCUGGUGGUUUGGAGUCAAAUUUGCUCCAGGUGGCUUAGGAACAUUCCAUGGUAUGAUAAACGCCAUUGUGCAUGUCAUCAUGUACACCUACUAUGCCCUCAGUUCACUGGGACCAUCUUUUCAUAAGUACUUGUGGUGGAAAAAGCAUAUGACAUCUAUACAACUUAUCCAGUUCAUUAUGGUUACCUGCCAUAUAGGACAAAUCUACUUCAUGGAUAAUUGCCCAUAUCAAUAUCCUAUCUUUAUGUUCAUCAUCGGGCUAUAUGGAUUAGUGUUCUUAAUCCUGUUUCUACACUUCUGGUAUCAUGCUUAUACUAAAGGCAAGAGACCCCCAAAGAGUAUAAAAAAUGGUAUUAGCAAAAACAAAGCUGAAUGAAGCACUCUGCCACAGACCUGAGUUUUUCUGACUUGUACUACUUGACAAUCAAGAUGCUUAGGUGCGCAGCACCCUGUAUGUUUUGUACAUGUUUUUCAGAAACAAAAAAGCCUUGUAUUUUUACUAUAAAUUAUUUGGGAUUUAAUGUUGAUGUGGGAGGGAGGGAAAGCCUACUGAUUUGAAAACACUACUGGCCUGUGGUUUUUAGCAACUUUGCACAUCCUAGAAAUAUUUCCUAUGUAUCAAAGAAAUGAGUACUUAAUGACCGUUUAUUGGAAGAACGUUCAUACGUAUUUAUUAUAGAAAUGAAGUGUAUCUGACAAGUAUAUGGUAGUACUUUGAGCACUGACAAGAUACAUUGGUUUUAACUGGCACCUCAUGUUGCUAAGACUAUAGGCUGCUUUUAACUGAAAUGAAAUAAAAUUUAAUGAAUGAACAUGUAUGGACCAUAAAUGUCAUUGUUAAUACAUUGCCUGUAAACAUUAAUGUAUUUUGUACAAACUGUACCAUAUUAAAGUCCAUGAUUCUUAA
Eublepharis macularius is the source of this 1583-nucleotide messenger RNA. RefSeq names its product ELOVL fatty acid elongase 7 (gene ELOVL7). Lineage: Eukaryota; Metazoa; Chordata; Lepidosauria; Squamata; Eublepharidae. Bases 186 to 1052 code for a protein of 288 amino acids. The record is from RefSeq and is a predicted model, not a curated record. Gene Ontology annotation, molecular function: fatty acid elongase activity. Gene Ontology annotation, cellular component: endoplasmic reticulum membrane; endoplasmic reticulum. Gene Ontology annotation, biological process: fatty acid elongation, monounsaturated fatty acid; sphingolipid biosynthetic process; very long-chain fatty acid biosynthetic process. The transcript is spliced from 9 exons.